AUGUAUGUCUCAUUUUCCUACAGAUCACCCCUAGAAGAAGGCGAUAGUGGCAAGAUGGGUCGGACAGAAGUGGUUGGAGACAUCAUUAAACGUGGUACGGAGUUGGCUCUUCAGUUCAUGAAGGAAUCCAAAACUGUUAAAGUACCGCCUGAGAAAGAGGAAGAAAGGGCGAAGUUAGCUGAAUACGAGUUUUCGUUCAAGAACGCGUUUGACCUCAAUCAUAACAACGCGCUGUUGCUACAACGAACAACGCCGAGCUUUUACCCUUUGUUGGACAGGUGCGACUCAAUUCCCUUGGAGACACCGGAAUUUGGGAAAUUAGUCAACCAGAUUGAAAAGUUCCCAGAUGUGAUUACCGGUAGCGCUGAGAACUUUGAACCUUGUCAGUUAGUUGUGUAUCUCAUCGAACUAUGUCACCACAUCGGAAGUGUUACAUCUCAAGCGAAGGUUAAAGGACAGCCAUUAGACGUACGUGCAUUUUUGCUUACCUUUAUCUCACUGAUUUCAUGCUUUGGGAGGUCCUGA
Cooperia oncophora is the source of this 525-nucleotide messenger RNA. NCBI's taxonomy places the organism in Eukaryota, Metazoa, Nematoda, Chromadorea, Rhabditida, Trichostrongylidae. The record is from the annotation of a GenBank genome assembly.